Molecule: messenger RNA, 2143 nt
Organism: Sorghum bicolor (sorghum)
Lineage: Eukaryota; Viridiplantae; Streptophyta; Magnoliopsida; Poales; Poaceae
Product: metal tolerance protein 1-like
Exons: 2
Coding region: 537-1796 (419 amino acids)
Biological process (GO): zinc ion transmembrane transport
Cellular component (GO): plasma membrane; vacuole
Molecular function (GO): zinc ion transmembrane transporter activity
Source: RefSeq, a predicted model, not a curated record
CCCCCCGCCCGGUCGCUUUCUUCCUAGUUCCUACCCUAUUACCAAAGCCAGAGCCAGCCAUGGCAUCGCCUUGUCCGUUUCCGCGCCGUGUUUAUUCGCCGGGGACCGCGAUUCCAUUGCGCUCUGCUCUCUCCGGUCUCUAGGUAGUGGUGGCCGUCCGUCCUCGCUCGCUAGCCGGUCCUACCCCGCUCGUCCGUGAGCGAGCGGCGUGGCUGAUUGGGUUCCGUCGGUAGGGUCGGGUCGGCAGAUUGGGUUCCGUCCUAUCAUCAUCCUGUUCGGCGACCUGGGUAGAACUAAAGCGUCGCGUGAAAUGCCACGGCCUCCUGGAGGUGUCCGCCUCGGUGUCCACCAGGCAAUGAUGCUCCUCUGAUUCUCUCCACCCGUGGCCGUGGCGCCCGUCCGUCUACAAGUACCACCUGGCCGCGCGGUUGAUUCCAGACGGCACUCCACUACCCUUUGUUUAGGCCGCCGAGUUGAGUUGGGUUCCAAAUCUUGGUCUGGUUGGGGAGUAACCGUUGUCCCUCGAUCUUGAUUCGAUGGAAAGCAAUAAUCCAUCACAUUCUCAGAUUGCUGAAGUGAAGAUGGACAUCUCAGCAUCAGCUUCUGGAGCAGCAGGGUACAAAUUCUGCAAAGGUGCUGCCUGUGAUUUCUCUGAUUCCAGCAACUCCUCGAAAGAUGCCAAGGAGAGAUCCGCGUCCAUGAGGAAGCUUAUAAUUGCAGUGAUCCUUUGCAUCAUAUUCAUGACGGUGGAAGUGGUUGGGGGCAUCAAAGCAAACAGUCUUGCCAUCUUAACUGAUGCAGCACAUCUUCUUUCUGAUGUGGCAGCAUUUGCCAUAUCAUUAUUCUCUCUCUGGGCUGCUGGAUGGGAAGCAACACCGCAGCAGUCUUAUGGGUUCUUUCGAAUUGAGAUCCUUGGUGCCUUGGUCUCCAUUCAGCUCAUAUGGCUACUUGCUGGCAUCCUCGUAUAUGAGGCUAUUGUAAGGCUCAUUAAUGAGAGUGGCGAAGUGCAGGGCUCCCUGAUGUUUGCUGUGUCGGCGUUUGGAUUGUUAGUCAACAUUGUAAUGGCUGUAUUGCUAGGCCAUGACCAUGGGCAUGGCCAUGGACACAGCCAUGGACAUUCACAUGACCAUGGUCAUGGUGAUUCAGAUGAUGACCAUUCCCACCAUGAAGAACAAGAACAGGGCCAUGUUCAUCACCACGAGCACGGACAUGGAAGUUCUAUUACUGUUACAACACAUCACCACCACCACCACCACUCAGGCACUGGACAACAUCAUGAUGUUGAGGAGCCACUGAUUAAGCAUGAGGCUGACUGUGAGGGUACCCAAUCUGCUGCCAAAGCUGCUAAGAAGCCUCGACGUAAUAUAAAUGUACACAGUGCUUAUCUUCAUGUGCUUGGGGACUCCAUCCAAAGCAUCGGAGUGAUGAUCGGUGGGGCUAUCAUCUGGUACAAGCCUGAGUGGAAGAUCAUUGAUCUCAUCUGCACCCUCAUCUUCUCGGUGAUUGUGCUGUUCACCACAAUCAGGAUGUUGCGCAACAUCCUUGAAGUCCUGAUGGAGAGCACACCCCGCGAGAUCGACGCCACCAGGCUGCAGAGGGGGCUCUGCGAGAUGGAAGGGGUGGUUGCCGUCCAUGAGCUGCAUAUCUGGGCCAUCACAGUGGGGAAGGUGCUCCUGGCUUGCCAUGUGACAAUCGCCCGGGAAGCAGAUGCUGAUCAGAUCCUCGACAAAGUAAUUGGGUACAUCAAGACGGAGUACAACAUCAGCCAUGUGACCAUUCAGGUCGAGCGUGAAUAGGGGAUUGUCUUUUGGCUGUCAGGAGGCAUAAAUGGCGUCACGUCUUCACUGGUUAUCUUAUUUGUGUCGGUUAAAACUAGUUUUUUGCACCUGGGAAGUUCAUCAGGGAUUCGAGCUUUGAUGCUGGGUAGUGUCAUCUAUUACUAGUCUAUUAGUCGGAGGAAUUAUUUGGGUGGUGGUAGGCGUCAGUCGGUGCAUAAACAUGGAUGAAAUUUUCAGUCAUGCUGUUGACAGCAUUGUGGUUCAUCGAACUGCAUCUGUAGUUUAGUACGCUGUGUCAUCACCUUUUGUGUAAGGUAACGUUUCUGUGGUAUGGAAGAUGUGAAGUUCGUGAUUGGCCUGUUACC